UAAAGACCAACCAAGUUGUUUAUAUUGAACCUAAAAUGUUUGAGCCAGUAUGGCCCAUGAGGCCCAAUCUCUUAUUACAGAGUCAUUUCCUUGAAACUCGCGCGCACGGUCAGUUUUGUUCGUCUUCAAAACUCUCGAGGUUCAUCAAUGGCGGCUGCGGGAUCAAGCUACAGUGCCUCGACAGAUCAAGUUCCGUCAACUCUCGUGAAUCUAGAGGAAACACGACACUUGGCCUUCUAUAUAUGUGAUUCGACUCCGAUUUGAGAAGCUUCUUUCGUUAUCUUCGAAUGAAACCUGGAUUAUAUUCUGUAUCUGCUCCUUUUGGAAAUGCUGCUGGUGUUUGUAUAAUGAGCAACGCAUGGAAAGCUGAACAAGACCCUUCACUGAUCAGUUUCAUAUCCUCAUUUCUUAGCUCAAACUCUUUCCGUCUUAACUUUGUCUCGAUUUCCCCUGAUCUGAUCUUCAAUUGUGGAGGCGUGUCUAUUGCUUUUGUUUUUGUGACCAAAUGGGAUUGUUCCAAUGUUGCCUCCAUCUUCAGCAGAGUAAAGAGGCUGAAAGGGCAAUUUGCGCGACUUUACGUUAUUGCCACACUUUCAACUAAAGAACAGAAUGAUUCAUUCAUGCGAUCUUACUUCCAAUAUGAGAUGGACUUUGGGAAACCUGCUUUUGUACCAGUCACUGAUGCUGAGAUGGGAUUCGAGAAGAUUGUUAAGAUUUCUCACUCUCACGGGGUGUGCAAGCAACAGAAGGUGGCGUCUAAACUCAAGGUUGAGAGGAAGCGAACUGUGCAGGAUACAAACAUGUUCAUCAGAGUUGUCACAUCCAUACCCAACAUCAACAAACAUGAUGCAAACACGCUAUACCAAGCUAUUGGUUCAGUCGAGGCAAUCGCUAAAACAUCCAAAGAAGACAUAUUAGCAAACACAGAUCUCUCUUCCGACAAGGCUGAGAUGCUCACCAGGUUUUUCCAAGAUCCUGAGUUCUACCUCAGUCCCAAAUUCAAUUGAACCAUCGUAAGAUCACAAGUCUUGGCUGGAGAUAAACUUGACAACAUCUUAGAGUUAUCCUGAACCAUCUUGUACUUUCUUACGUUCGUUUCUAGUUUAGAUCGUUUUUCGUGUCAGAAAUUGAUCAAUAACCGAAAUUUCUGAUGUUUUAAGCAAUCACUCGAUGUAAUA
Messenger RNA from Eutrema salsugineum, 1178 nucleotides. RefSeq names its product protein PARTING DANCERS. Gene Ontology annotation, biological process: resolution of meiotic recombination intermediates. Bases 288 to 1007 code for a protein of 239 amino acids. The transcript has 9 exons. The record is from RefSeq and is a predicted model, not a curated record. Lineage: Eukaryota; Viridiplantae; Streptophyta; Magnoliopsida; Brassicales; Brassicaceae.